Molecule: messenger RNA, 792 nt
Organism: Spirometra erinaceieuropaei
Lineage: Eukaryota; Metazoa; Platyhelminthes; Cestoda; Diphyllobothriidea; Diphyllobothriidae
Source: the annotation of a GenBank genome assembly
AUGCAUCAACCUACACCCACCGCACUCGCCUCCACUGCCCACACUGCCCUCGCACCUUCAGGCAUCGCAUGGGCCUAUUCGGCCACAUGCGCAUCCACGAGAGCGGCCUUGACCGCAACUCCAACACACCCACGACACCCAGCACACCCACCACGCCCAUUCCCACCCUCGCCCCAUCGCCCUGCGCGCCCAUCGCCCUGCGCGCCCAUCACCCCCAUCACCGCCUUCUCCGUUGCUCACACUGACGCCGCCGACUUCACCUGCCCACACUGUUCACGCACAUUCACCUCACGCAUCGGCCUGGUCGGUCACUUGCGAAUCCAUCGCACAGAGACUGGCAAACCAGUGCCUGGAGCGCCAACCUAUACCCACCACGCUCGACUCAACUGCCCACACUGCCCUCGCACCUUCAGGCACCGCACGGGCCUAUUUGGCCACAUGCGCAUCCACGAGAGCGGCCUUGACCGCACUCCCGACACACCCACCACAUCCAACACAUCCACCGUGCACACCCCCAUCCUCGCUCCAUCCGUCUGCGCCACCACCACCGCCUUCUCUGUAGCUGACACUGACGCCGCCGACUUCACCUGCCCACACUGUUCACGCACAUUCACCUCACGCAUCGGCCUGGCCGGUCACUUGCGAAUCCAUCGCACAGAGACUGGCGAACCAGUGCCUGGAGCACCCACCUAUACCCACCAAGCUCCCCUCAACUGCCCACACUGCCCUCGCACUUUCACGCAUCGCAUGGGUCUCUUCGGCCACAUGCGCAUCCACGACGACCUGCGGUAG